AUGGCCUUAGCAAGGCCGAUGCGCAUCCUGGUGGUGCUCAUCUGUGCCCUCUUCAUGUUCUUGGUUGUCCAAAUAUCCAAAACGACGCCAGAGGCGCGUCCACCCCCGGUCAAGCUGGACACCAUGGAAAGCGACCCCAAUCUGGACCCAACCGGCGAGCCCGAAGGAAUCCUGCACCAUGUGGAAGGAGACAACUAUGCCGCGGACAACCCCAAUUCGGAGCGAAUCAAUGCGACUCUCUUGUCGCUGGUCCGGAACAGCGAGAUUGACGGAAUGGUUCAAUCGAUGCGCGACCUCGAGCGAACGUGGAACCACAAAUUCAACUACCCUUGGACAUUUUUCAACGACGAGCCCUUUACGGAAGAAUUCAAGCGGAGGACAAAGGCCGAAACGAACGCAGAAUGCAAAUACGAACUGAUUCCCAAGGAGCACUGGGAUGUGCCCAGCUGGAUCAACGACGACAUCUUCCAAGAAUCUGCGCAGAUCCUCAAGGAGCAAGAUGUGCAAUACAGCAACAUGAUGUCGUACCACCAAAUGUGUCGAUGGAACAGCGGCAUGUUCUACAAACACCCGGCCUUGCUCAACACGCGAUACUACUGGCGUGUGGAGCCCAAGGUUCAUUUCUUCUGCGACGUUGAUUACGACGUCUUCCGAUACAUGCAGGACAACAACAAGACAUACGGGUUCACCAUUAAUCUAUACGAUUCGCCGCAAAGUAUCCCGACUCUCUGGCCCGAGACGCAAAAGUUCCUUGCCGACCACCCCACGUACAUUCAUGGCAACAACGCCAUGGAUUGGCUGAUUGACAGCGCUCGCCGGCCCGAGCACAAUCUCAAAGCCAAUGGCUACUCGACGUGCCAUUUCUGGUCGAACUUUGAAAUCGGCGACAUGGAAUUCUGGCGCAGCCAGGCAUAUGAGGAUUACUUCAACCAUCUCGAUCGCGCAGGCGGCUUUUUCUACGAGCGAUGGGGCGAUGCGCCUGUGCAUAGCAUUGCGCUUGGUCUUUUCGAAGACUCGAACAAGCUUCAUUGGUUCCGUGACAUUGGAUACCAGCACAUUCCCUACUUCAACUGCCCCAACUCGCCUAAAUGCAAAGGCUGCAGAACAGGUCUCUUCACCGAUGGCGAGAAAUUCUUGUACAAGGAAGACUGUCGCCCGAACUGGUUCAAAUUUGUCGGCAUGGGAUGA
Xylona heveae TC161 is the source of this 1188-nucleotide messenger RNA. RefSeq names its product glycosyltransferase family 15 protein. Gene Ontology annotation, cellular component: membrane; Golgi apparatus. NCBI's taxonomy places the organism in Eukaryota, Fungi, Ascomycota, Xylonomycetes, Xylonales, Xylonaceae. Gene Ontology annotation, biological process: cell wall mannoprotein biosynthetic process; protein O-linked glycosylation; protein N-linked glycosylation. The coding region runs from base 1 to 1188 and encodes 395 amino acids. Gene Ontology annotation, molecular function: alpha-1,2-mannosyltransferase activity. The record is from RefSeq and is a predicted model, not a curated record. The transcript has 4 exons.